GUUCAACGUCAUGCAAAUCGAGCGAGCGAGAGAUGAGAGCGAGCGUAUUAAAUGGAUUUGCAAAGAGGUCCCUGGGCCCACGUCCACGAACUCGAUGUCGAAAUUAUUUUUGUUCCUGAGGUUGAAGUUUACAUCGGCAACAUCUUAAUCAAAUUUCUGAUAAUGAGUUCCACUACUUAGAUAUUGACGUUUCCUGUUAAUCUGUGGAAUAUUCGCUUGCAACGGGUAGACGGGAAGUCUUCGAAUGAUGAAUUUUGCUGAUGCGUCGAUUUGCAUUUGUGUAGUCCCGGAUAUUGAUAUUUGUUGCAGGGAGUCAUCUUCAGAGCUGAGCUGUUUUGUCUGUUGGCGUUGCUGUGCCUGAUGCUGAGGUUCUGAGCUGAGAGUGUGGCAGUCACAUUUUUUAUGCUGCUCGCCUUUUUCAACUUUCAUAGGUAACAGAUAAACUCAAGAUUUGAUCAGAGGGAAAAACAUACAUUUAAAAGAUGGCUCGUAUCCAUGUCACAACGUUUAUAACACUAUGUCUGGUUGCCCUGGCGAUCUAUGUCCUCUACUUCCAUGUUCCAAGAUCUGCCUCGGGAGAAGCCGUUGCUGAGGUCAAAGAUGUGAACCAUGAAACAAGACAUAGUGUGCAGCGUGACCUGAGUAAGAACGCCUCGGCAAAUGGCACCAUCAAUGUUUUGAUCUGUUCAGAUGCCACCACACUCGGCGGCAUGGUUGCAGCUAUGAAUAGUAUCUAUCUCAAUACCAAGGCACAUAUCAAGUUCUAUCUGGUUGUUGACCAAGAUUCCUUGGACCAUCUAAGCAAAUGGCUCAGUCAAUCAAGUUUGAGAAAGCUGGACUACUAUAUAAAAGUCUUUGAUGAAUCCUGGGUCAAAGAUAAAAUAGUUUUGAAGGAUAAAAGAAACGAGUUAGGAUCACCGCUGAAUUAUGCUCGUUUGUACUUCCCCAAAAUAUUCCCUGACCUGAAAGGGCGUGUCAUCUUUGUGGACAGCGAUACCAUAACCCAGGGUGACAUCGAAGAACUCAAUUCAAUUGACAUCAAGCCUGGACAUGUGGUGGCCUUUUCAGAUGACUGCAGUGCUGUCACGUCAAGAUACGGUGUUAUAAUGAACCGGUAUGCAAGCUACUUGAACUUUGGGAAUGAAAAACUUCAAGGUCUUGGCAUCAACCCCAUGGAGUGUUCUUUUAAUCCUGGUGUCUUUGUUGCUAACGUAGACGAAUGGAGAAAACAGAACAUCACUGCAAAGCUAGACUACUGGGUAACUGUCAACUCAAAAGAAGAUGUUUAUGGUAGUCAACGUGGUGGUGGUCAUUCCGGCCCUCCGAUGAUGAUUGUUUUCUACAUGAAGUAUUCACCUAUUCCUCCUGAAUGGCACAUACGUCAUCUUGGUGUUACUACCGGUGCACGAUACUCAGACACAUUCUUGAAGGCUGCCAAGCUUCUUCACUGGAACGGUCGCUUCAAACCAUGGGGCCAUAACUCACAACACACGCUGGUAUGGGAGAAGUUUUUUGUGCCCGAUACCACUGGGGACUUCCAAAUAGCCAGACGUUUUGGCAAUGUUUAAAAAGGCCAAAUCCCAACUUUUUUUACUUUCGAAAAAAGGGUAAGAUUAUGUGUAAUAUCCCUGGAUUAAUAAGGUAUAAGGACCCAUACUUUAUCAACAUUAAGGUUAAAACUGCCCAGAAUUUGACAUUUUUCAAGUUUUUAUUAGAGAUAAGUAGUGAAAAUAUCGCAUUGGAUUCCGCAAUUCAGAUGAUGAUUUUCUUAGAUUUAGCUACAUGUAUAUUGACAUGUAUUUUUAUGGGGGAUUAUUAAAUAUUAAUAGAGGGCGGGGUGUGCGCCUGUUAUGCCUCCUAACAAGAUUUGCCACUAUUGUGCGGUUGUGGCAGAUGACGUGAUUCUCAUGGGGAGUGAGUGGGUAGGCUCAAACCCAUAACCUGUGGGGGUGAUUCCACAGCUCAAAGUCAAUCUCAAACGUCCCCAAAUGAAGUGGGAUUUUCGGGAUAUUUUCAAUUACAAAAAAAAAAGUUUGGACAAUGAUACAGCAUGCCUUAAGUCAAAAUCAAGGAAUUUAUGACCUAUUUGUUCACGCACUUCUCGAGAAAGGAAGAAAAAAAAAACAAUGAUAAUAAGAUGAAUUUAUCAAUGUCAUGAAUAUCGAAACUUUAUAUUCAAAUACUCUUUACAUUUAAUUUUUGAAUUUCGUAGAAUUUCGUAGAAUUUUUUUAUUUCAAAAAUUACCUGUAAAUGGUCAAGAUUUCCAGGAAUGUGGAAACACAGGCCAUGUUUGGUGUCACUAGACCACCAUUCCUCUUGAUAUAUUUCUUCAUUCAUCACUUUGUUGGCAAAUCUGCACAAUAAAGGAAAUGAUACAAUAUGCCAAUGACCCUUCACUUUUUAGGAGAAAAUGCAGGGCAAUAAAAUUCGAUAUAAUAGAUAAAAACCUCUUGGGAUAUUAUUCAAUAAUCUUCUAAAUAUGUAUUAUUGAGAGAGAGGAAAAACCCUACAAAAACCUUUGGUGCUAAAAUUCACAGAGAACACGUAGAUAGAAAACAAUCUAGAUAAACGUGACAACUCACUAGUUCCAAGACUCCAACAUAGAUGCAAUAAAGUCUUAACCCUAACUAGGCCGGGCUUUUUUGGCUGUUCUGUGGCCGGGGGGGGGUUGAUUCAACCCCCCCCUCAGAUCUCGACCGCCGAUCGCGCGAGCGCCGCAAAAAUUUGCACGCUGGUAGUGUGCGAUGUAAUCUACAAGGCUGUAUGGUAAAAUUUUCCAAAAUAAUGAGAUUUUAUUUUAUAUUAAUUAAUUAUGCUAAUUUAUGCAUAAAUCAUACUUUUUGCUCUAAUUCACUAAAUAAAGCUCCUAGAAUGCUAAUUUUUCGUAAAAAUAUUCCUUGUAGCAUUCUUAACAAUUGCAAUUGAAUAAAAACUUCGGUUUGGAAAUCAAUUUCUUAUGUAUUUUAUUGUUUUAUGAAUUUCUUAUGUAUUUCUUUGUUUUUCAACCUUUUGUUUUUCUUUAUUUUUUUCACCAGAUUUAUUGCACAACCCUUUUGAAGCAUAAUUAUGCUAAAAUCAAUUGCUUUCAGCUGUUUAAAGUAAAAAUAAUCAUAUCUUUAUGAAUAAGAUGAGAAAACUCAAUUUGCAUUGACUUUGUACACAAAAUCACAUUUUGGAACAAUUUUUGGUCUGACAUGCACUUACAAAAUGUUGCGUAAUUUCGGAACCGCGUACCCGGGCGUCGUAAAUUUGGUCUCAAAAGAUGCGCGAGACUUAAAAGUAUAAACUCUGCGAGUGACGCGGUCAAAUAAUUUCGCGCGGCGGAAUGAUUGCAGAAAAUGUUGAGGGGGGGGGUUGAUUCAACCCCCCCCCGGCCAUUUUAGGGUUAAGUUUGAAGAAAUAAAAUGUGAAAUGGAGGCAGAAAAAGUGCACAUUUCCAGAGGCUAAAUGGUCUAGUAAUGCAUCCAUUUUGCCAAACGGGCAACCUCUACUAUACAGUAGAUGUAACACAGUAUGAAUAUUUUCUCAUUGUUUUUCAUAUUUACAUGUACAUGUUUGAUGGAAAUAUUUUUGUUAUCCAUGGAAAUAGAGUUCAAAAGCUGAAAUAUUGCAGGGUACCGGCUUGUUAUCUGUUUUUAGUACGUUUUACAUUAAAGGGCAAGUGUGCCCCAGGUGCAUAUUUUUAUAUUUGCUAUAAGUUUUAAAAACUUUGUUUGUUUUUCUUUUAUUGUCAUUAUUGUGCUGUUCACUUCAUGCAGAAACCAUCACAGAAUUGUGCGUUCAAGGACAAUCUUAGACCUAUCUCUGAUUCAUGUUUGAAAUAUUGCAUGAUAAUUUUUGUUUAUCAUUUCAUCAUUGCUUUGCUGUUUACAUGCUGCAGAUAUAAGUGUUUAAGAGGCGUAUGAUCUCCUUUCAUGGUGCGUAAUAAAGAGGGCAGUCCACAUAGAUACGUCAGGGGCCUGUUUCAUAAAACUUGUAAUAAUAACAAAUUUACAAUAACAGUUAAAAUCUACUGAAAUCCUUUCAUCUGAUUGGUUGAUGGUACAUUUGUUAUAGAAAUCUUGCAUUUGUUUUUAUAGCAAGUCUUUGUGAAAUGGGACCCUGGUUGGUUUCAAUCAAAGCAAAAAAAAAACGAGAGAAAGAAACAAACAUGAUUUAUAAUUAAAGGAUUUAGUAUUAAACCAUCAAAGAA
Messenger RNA from Lytechinus pictus (painted urchin), 4193 nucleotides. Its product is annotated as glycosyltransferase 8 domain-containing protein 1-like. Gene Ontology annotation, molecular function: glycosyltransferase activity. The record is from RefSeq and is a predicted model, not a curated record. The transcript has 8 exons. Lineage: Eukaryota; Metazoa; Echinodermata; Echinoidea; Temnopleuroida; Toxopneustidae. Gene Ontology annotation, cellular component: Golgi apparatus. Bases 483 to 1568 code for a protein of 361 amino acids.